AUGGACUCCUUUGACUCGUACAACUACCAACCGUCUGCCAGUGGAUCGAGACUACUCUCCGAAACUUUACCGUCCGGGUCUGUUCAAGAUGAUCUAUCAUUAUCUGAGCUGUCCCUGGCAGAUCGGCCAUCUCAGUCACGUCCUUUCAGCUUGCUCCCCCGACAUGAAGACCCCGCUACGCCUGUGAAGGACGGCGGAGACGAUGUUGAAGUGACCGAGGUCGCGCCGGAAGAGGAACAUGUGGAACAGGACACGGCCCAAACCAGAGAAGAACGGCUGAGCAACGACUUGUACACGUUGCGGAAGUUGAACGCCGCCUUUGGGAUGUAUAACGAGGCCUUGGCCGCAACCGAGUCAGGAACGGAGGUCUUGGCUGCUCAGCUGGAACAGACCAAUACUCUGCUGAACAUGUAUGUGUCCCUGCUGGGGAAGACGGAAGAUACCGCGCGCUUGAUCUUUGACGAGGAGUGGCAGGGUGCUUCAGCGGACGAAGCUGCGUUGGAGGAAGAAGUCAGGCAGCGCGAGGAGCAACGCCAGCGUGAAGAGGAAGAACGAGCAGAGGCGGAGCGGAGAGAAAGAGAGAUCAGGGAAAGAGAAGAACGUGAACGACAAGCCAAGGAGGAGCAAGCGCGAUUAGCCCGCGAGAAAACGGAGAAAUCGUCUGCCAGGAGUACAAGCGGCGUACGCGGAGUGCGCGGUACACGGGCUUCGAUGAGAGCUAGUGCAUCUCGUGGAGCGUCUUCACGCGGAGCCAGCGCAUCAGUAACUGGGCGUCCUACGGCCGGCGUCGCAAGUGUGAUGCUCUUCCUCGCGCUGCAUGAACUUACCGGCCUUCAUCCGGCGCUGCGCUCUCUCCGCUCCCGUUCUAAGCGCAAAGCCGAAAACGGGGUGUCAGUACCACGCGUCGAGGUCUGUGAGAUAGAUGAAGGAACAGUGCGGCAGUUGGAGGAUAUAAAGGGCUUAGAGGUCGACUGGGAUGAAUCCACCGGCAAUACUGGAGAGGACGAGGACGAGGAUUUCGGGUGUGGAUUUUGUGGGGACGAUAACUACCAGGCAUGUUUGGGCGACGAUUUCAACGACGACAGCUUCUAUCACUCUGAGUGUAUAUAG
Messenger RNA from Peniophora sp. CBMAI 1063, 1110 nucleotides. The record is from the annotation of a GenBank genome assembly. NCBI's taxonomy places the organism in Eukaryota, Fungi, Basidiomycota, Agaricomycetes, Russulales, Peniophoraceae.